AUGGUGAUUAACAAUAAAUUGGAGACAAAGACCCAUUUCAAAAAAGUGGACUGUACCAAUUUUAUACAUGCUAACAGCUGUCACUUAAAGGCAUGGAAAGACAAUAUUCCGAUUGACCAAAGUUUACACAUACGGAAAAACUGCUCUAGAAUUGAAGACUUUGAAGGUCAAAUAACCUUAUUGGCAGAAGAAUUCAAUGUAAGAGGUUAUGAUGAGGGAAAUAUUGAUAAAGCUAUAAAGAAAGCUAAAACUGCAGAGAGGGAGUUAUCGCAACAAAUGUAUCCACAUGUUGCUAAGCAAGAAAAGAGAGGUAAAAAGAAUGCAAUAGAAGAAGCUCUUAUUGAUAGAAUAACUGUAAAAAAUAAACAUGAGCCUAUCUCUUCAGAGCAUUAUUUGAACAUGACUUUGGACUGCAAGAAGUACAAAAAAAAUCAAAAAUUUGUUACAUUUGCACUGAGUAAAGAAGAGGAAGCGUUUCCUAUUGCCUAUUCUAUGGUAAUCCAUGAUGAUAUAGAAAUGUUUGAAAGACUUUUAAGAGCCAUUUAUAUGCCUCAGAAUGUUUACUGUGUCCAUGUGGAUGAAAAAGCUACUGAUAUCUUUAAAAAGGCAGUGAGAGCCAUCACCUCAUGUUUUGAUAAUGUGUUUGUGGCAUCUAAGCUGGAGAAGGUGGUCUAUGCCUCUUGGUCAAGGGUGCAGGCGGAUCUUAACUGCAUGCAGGAUCUUCUAAAAAGUGAAGUGCAGUGGAAAUACCUCAUUAAUACAUGUGGCACUGACUUCCCAUUGAAAACUAAUAAAGAAAUUGUUACAGCUCUUAAAAUGUUAAAAGGAAAAAAUAACUUGGAAUCUGAAGAAAUGCCAGUAAGUAAGAAAAAACGCUGGCAAUUUCAUUAUGAAGUAAAUAAAGUCAUAUAUAAAACUAGCACACAGAAAUCUGACCCCCCUGGCAAUAUUAAGAUGUUCACAGGAAGUGCAUAUUUUGUUAUUAACAGAGACUUUGUAAUUACACUUUUUGAGAACAGUAAAGUGAAGCAAUUAAUUGAAUGGGUGAAGGAUACUUAUAGCCCUGAUGAACAUCUCUGGGCAACAUUAAAUCGAAUGCCAGGUGUGCCUGGAUCUGUCCCAGCUCAUAAGAAAUAUGACAUGUCUGAUCUAAAUGCAAUACCGAGGUUGGUAAAGUGGUACCAACAUGCUGGGGAUAUGGACCAUGGGAGUAUUUAUGCUCACUGCAGUGGGGUUUACAGACGAUCUGUUUGUGUUUAUGGAAUUGCAGAUCUUCCUUGGCUUCUACAACACCAUCAUCUGUUUGCUAACAAGUUUGGUCUUCAAGUCGACAACAAUGUUAUUCAAUGCCUGGAACAAUAUUUAAGAUACAAAUCUCUCUAUGACAAAGAAUUAUGA
Messenger RNA from Bombina bombina (fire-bellied toad), 1398 nucleotides. RefSeq names its product beta-1,3-galactosyl-O-glycosyl-glycoprotein beta-1,6-N-acetylglucosaminyltransferase 3-like. The transcript is spliced from 3 exons. Bases 1 to 1398 code for a protein of 465 amino acids. Gene Ontology annotation, cellular component: membrane. The record is from RefSeq and is a predicted model, not a curated record. NCBI's taxonomy places the organism in Eukaryota, Metazoa, Chordata, Amphibia, Anura, Bombinatoridae. Gene Ontology annotation, molecular function: acetylglucosaminyltransferase activity.